Molecule: messenger RNA, 4569 nt
Organism: Oryzias latipes (Japanese medaka)
Lineage: Eukaryota; Metazoa; Chordata; Actinopteri; Beloniformes; Adrianichthyidae
Gene: fam91a1
Product: family with sequence similarity 91 member A1
Biological process (GO): intracellular protein transport
Cellular component (GO): trans-Golgi network; cytoplasmic vesicle
Source: RefSeq, a predicted model, not a curated record
GACGAAUGUAGGCACGAGCGUGACGAACGCUUCGUUCGGAAAAAACAAAAAGAAAACAAGGAAGUGUCAGUUCAUUGUUAGGGAAAAUAAUUAGUGGAUUAGACAUCUCCUCGAGUCUGGGUCACACCGCUUGGCUGUUGGGGGUCCGGGCAGCUGAAGUCACCGUGGACUCGCCCGAGAGCCCGUUUCAGCUCGACUCGAGGAAUUCUGCUUCUAGCCAGCUAGCUAGCUAGCUAGCGAUGAAUACGGACGUAGAAUUUCACAUCAGGCAGAAUUAUCCUUGGAACAAGCUCCCUGCUAAUGUGAAACAGAGUUUGGGGAACUCUCAGCGCGAGUAUGAGAAACACGUUCUUCUCUACAGCAUCCGCAACCAGCUCCGAUUCCGCAAUAACUUAGUGCGGCAUGUGAGGAAGGACGAGCGCCGGUACUACGAAGAGCUGCUGAAGUAUAGCCGGGAUCACCUGAUGUUGUACCCCUACCACCUGUCGGACAUCAUGGUCAAAGGGCUGCGAGUGACUCCAUUCUCAUAUUACAUAGGGAUCAUGGAGGAUAUUAUGAACAGCGAGAAGAGUUAUGACUCCUUGCCCAACUUCACUGCUGCUGACUGUCUGAGGCUGCUUGGCAUUGGGAGAAACCAGUAUAUUGACCUGAUGAACCAGUGCAGAUCCUCCAAAAAAUUUUUCCGCAGGAAAUCGGCCCGGGACCUGCUUCCUGCCAAACCAGUAGAGAUCUCGGUUGAGCCGUGGUGGGUCGCACAGACGGGCUACAUCACUGAGGAUGACAUAAGGAUCUGCUCUCCAGCGGAAAAGAAAGCCAUUGAUAAGAUGAUUGAUUCCGGUCCUCAGCUGGCUGGAUCGAUGGAGUACAAUGUGGUGUUAAGUCUGUACAAUCGGGGCUUUAUUUAUCUGGACGUCCCCAUAUCUGAUGACAGCUGCAUCUCAGUGCCGCCUCUUGAAGGCUUUGUCAUGAACCGUGUCCAGGGAGAUUACUUUGAAACGCUUCUCUACAAAAUCUUUGUGUCCAUUGAUGAGCAAACCAAUGUAGCAGAGCUGGCCAACGUUUUGGAGAUCGACUUGGAUUUAGUCAAGAAUGCAGUGUCCAUGUAUUGCCGCCUUGGCUUUGCCGUCAAGAAAGGUCAAGUGUUCGGGUCAGACCAGCUUCACUCGUCAUGGAAGAACGCACCAUCUGUUAACAGACUCAAGAGCACUAUGGACCCCCAGAAGAUGCUCCUGUCCUGGGAGCAGGGCAGUCCUGUCAUGGAGGGGGGCUCUUCAGCCACAGACACCGACACUACAAGCCUGGAGGACCAAGGCGACACAGCCAGUGUCAGCAGCCUGAGCAUUCCAGCAGCACCAACUAAAAGGAUUGCCUUCCUCUUUGACUCCACCCUGACUGCCUUCCUUAUGAUGGGCAACCUGUCUCCGAACCUGAAGAGUCACGCAGUGACCAUGUUUGAAGUGGGGAAGCUGUCUGACGAGACUCUCGACAGCUUCUUGGCUGAGCUGGAAAAGGUGGAGAGCACAGCUGAGGGUGAGGCACAGCGUUACUUUGACCACGCUCUGACCCUGAAAAACACCAUCCUCUUCUUGAGAUACAACAAAGAACUCACUCAGGACCAGGGACCCGAUAUCCCUAAUAUCGGCUUCCCCCUGGACAUGCUGCGCUGCGAGAGCCUGCUGGGUCUGGAUCAAGCCACCUGCAGCCGUGUCCUCAACAAGAACUACAAACUGCUGGUGUCGAUGGCGCCUCUCAGCAACGAGAUCAGACCCAUCAGCAGCUGCACUCCUCAGCACAUUGGCCCGGCCAUCCCUGAGGUGAGCUCAAUCUGGUUCAAGCUGUACGUUUAUCACGUGACUGGCCAAGGCCCCCCAUCUUUGCUGCUCUCCAAGGGCUCCAGACUGCGAAAGCUGCCCGAAAUCUUCCAGGUGUAUGACCGGUUGUUGAUCACAUCUUGGGGCCAUGAUCCAGGAGUCGUACCGACGUCUAAUGUGCUGACAAUGCUCAACGACGCCCUAACACACUCUGCUGUUCUAAUACAGGGUCAUGGUAUGCACGGACAUGGAGAAAUGGUUCACAUCCCCUUCCCUUUUGACGAGGAGGAUCUGAAAGGAGAGUUCUCCUACUCCAACAUGUGUGCGCACAAGGCUCUGCAGAAGCUGAAGGAGCACGUCGACCUGCAGCACCAGUGCGGCUACGUCACAAUGCUCAACUCGAACAACCAACACCGCCGCAGAGCCAGCGACUCCGAGUGCAGAGGAGAAACUCAUUUAGGAGGUGGCCUGGACACCAAUGGCAGCACGGAGUCAUUUGAGCUCGUAACAGAAGAGAACGGCGAGGGAAGAGUCAAGUCUGACACGCUUUCAUCUGAAGAUGAGUGGGUCCCUCUUGAACUGUGCUUUGGCAUGCCCCUCUUCAGCUCUGAGCUCAACCGCAAAGUGUGUCGAAAGAUCGCCUCGCACAAAUUGUGCAGCAGCGAGAGCCUUCAGGAGCUGCUGCACUCCAGCCGAAAGCUGUCGCUGAAGGUGCUGAGCUUCGUUCAGUCAUUCCAGGACGGCAGCCAGCUCUCCGACCUGGACAGUGGGGUGUCCAACCCUCUCAGCCACCGUUUGGCUGAGUCCGGCGUCCCCCUGCCCUCCCUCAACCUCCUCUUCAAGGAUGGGCAGCUGAGGGAAUGGAGCGGGCGGACCCCUCCCCCUCUGGACAUCACUACACUGCAGAAAGACCAAUCCUCAUAAGAUUCUUCAGGCCAGGUUUUUUUUCCCAUCUCCCCAAGGACAUUAAUGAUCCGUCACAUCACCGACAUGGAAACGCCCUCCACUCUCCCUCCUGUCCGUCAGCAGCCAGAGAUCGAAAUCUGUCUGAGAGCCAAUCCCCUCUUUCAUUCCUGGUGUUGAUAGCUGCGUUGCUCUUUGGAGUGAUGCUAUAAACACAUUCUAAAACAGUAAUGCAGGCAAACAGCAAGAAGGAUCAUUUUACUGUAAAAACAAGUGCUGACCUCCCAGUCAGCGGAUGGUCUGUUCCUUAGAACCACAGAGUUUCAUCAAAUUACAGAUCUUCUCAAAAGAACAAUAGACCCACAAAUUAUGGAUUUCUUCAGGUAUCAUUUAACAAUAUGCAUAUUUGAGGACCAAUACUUUGGACUCAUGAGGCAGGGUCUGGAACGUAGAUCCAGCUGCCUUCUUGUGUUGUCCGAUGUGAAAUAAUCUAAUGCAUGAAACUGUUGCACAACUCACAGAAACAUACUUUAUGUGAUUGAUAUUUGAGGGCAUUUAUUAUUUGCACUGUGCAGGAUUUCUCCAAAUUUGUGGAACAGCUUAAUAAAUGCCACAUUAUUCCUUUUUUCUUUUUUAUAUAUAUAUAUAUGUUGAACUAUUGAAUUAUUUGUAGUGCGCACACGUUUUAGAGCUCAUGGUUACCAGGAGCUGUUUCUUCACAGGGACGCAAAUAUAAUAGUUGAUCUAAAAGGUUUUUUUCUGUUAAAAACACCAAAGACUUUUUUUUUGUUUUUUUAACUUUGAUUUAUAAAAUUGCCUUUAUUAUUAUUAUUAUUAUUUUUUGCUGCCUUAUUAUAGCCAGCCAAUCAAAACCCCCACAAAUCUGUUUUUUAAAUUUUAUUUAAAACCUUAUUUUUUAAGUUUGUUUUUUUUAAAGAAUAUUUCUUGAAUUUUAUGAAGUUCCUGCAAACGAACAGCUUCAGUUCAUUACCAACCGACUAAAUCAGUCAAGUGUGACACUCUGAAGGGAGCAGGAACUGUUGAAUCUGCGGUUUUGACCCUAGGGUGCCACCGCCAGUGCCGCCGCCGCCGCCUGCCUCGAUUUGUCUGGACGGCCUCCAGCUUGUGUGCAACGCUGUGCUCUCCUGGCACCACUCGCCCCGGGAAUUUCUGUUUACAGAGUUUUGAGCAAAGAAAAUUGAAAGGAAAAAAUAAAUGGGGGGGGGGGGGGGUUGUAGUCAAGAGAAGGCGUCUAUGCUGUAAAGUUCCAUGGCAAACCCAAGGAGGCGUCUGCUGGUUUUCAGAGAUGGCUUAGCAUUUUAUUGCACCGACACUGGAAAGUGACACUUCUUGAAGGAAUCUGUAUUUUGCAGUUUUUGGCCCCAUUUGUGGUAGUUGUUUGUAAUGAUUUGGUGGAGGAUAUGGGGAGGAAAAAGGAAAAAAAAAAGAAAAGACAAACUGACCUCCCGCAGAAGCAUGGUGACUGUGUAGAAAAUGUUGUGUGUGUGUGUUGUGUGUGUGUGCGUCUUGUACACCCCACGCCAAUUUUUGGAGAAAAAAAGAAAAGAAAAAGUCCUCUCAAUCUGUUAGUUAUGUAGAUGCAGUUCCUCUCCAGCAAACAUUCACCGGUGUUUCAAAUGCUAGUUUUUUAUGUCCAACUCUAUUUUAGCAAAUCUUUGUUGUAGCUUGUGAAUACCAUUUGUUCAAAUGAUAAAGAGAUUCCCCUUGUAAUUAAGAUGACAUUCCUCCACUUUGCCAUUUCUUGAUCCUCUCCGCAGAUACAUAUGACAUCAAAACAAAUAUGUAAAAUGUAUAGGAAAAUAUAAAUAAAUAUGUAAUAAGAGCAAACUUUCCU